CAUUAUAUAAGGCUUUGUCUCAGACAACUUUUUGUGCACUCCUCGUCCUUUUCCUUCCUUCAACAAAACACAGGAAGAUGGGUUUCUUGUUACCAACCCUCUUCCUUUUUGUGUUCUCCCUCCAAACAAAGGCUGAGGAAUUUGACUCCUUCUUCAAUGCAAACAUUUCCAGUUUCAGCAGUGGCAGAAAACUGGCAGGAAGAUGCAAUUUUUUCCGUGGGAAAUGGGUGUAUGACCCUUCAUACCCUCUCUAUGACCCCUCUACAUGUCCCUUCAUAGAUCCACAAUUCAACUGCCAAAAGUACGGUCGCCCUGACAAACAGUACCAGAAAUAUAGGUGGCAACCCUUCUCUUGUCCUUUACCAAGGUUCAAUGCGUUUGAUUUCCUGGCCAAGUAUAGGAACAAGAAAAUCAUGUUUGUUGGUGACUCCUUGAGCUUAAACCAGUUCAACUCACUCGCUUGUAUGAUCCACUCUUGGGUGCCAAAAACUAGAACCUCUUUUAUAAAGCAAGAUGCUCUCUCCAAAAUCACAUUCCAGGACUAUGGGCUUGAAUUAUUUCUAUACCGCACACCAUACUUGGUGGACCUUGAUCGUGAGAGCGUUGGAAGGGUUCUGAAGAUUGACUCAAUAAAGAGUGGUGACGCAUGGAGAGGGAUGGACGUGCUAGUUUUCAACACGUGGCACUGGUGGACCCACACCGGGAGCUCACAGCCGUGGGACUACAUUCAAGAGGGUAACAGGUUGUACAAAGACAUGAACCGUUUCAUUGCAUUCUACAAAGGCUUGACAACUUGGGCUAGAUGGGUUAACAUCAACGUCAAUCCAGCCCAAACCAAAGUCUUCUUUUUAGGAAUUUCACCUGUGCAUUAUGAGGGGAAAGAUUGGAACCAACCAGCGAGAUCAUGCAUGAGUGAGACAGAACCAUUUUUUGGUUUGAAGUACCCUGCAGGGACACCAAUGGCAUGGGUGGUGGUGAACAAGGUUUUGAGUAGGUUAAAGAGGCCAGUGUAUUUCCUAGAUGUGACUACACUUUCACAGUACAGAAAAGAUGCACAUCCUGAAGGCUACAGUGGGAUCAUGGCAACAGAUUGCAGUCAUUGGUGUCUUCCAGGAUUGCCUGAUACUUGGAACGUGCUUCUGCAUGCUGCACUUUUUGGCUGAAGGAAGCAGUGACUUGCCAACUUUGUUUAAUAGAGGAAAACCAAUUGUUUUCUAAUGUAGGAAAUAUUUAAUUUGCCAUUUUAAUUUGCUUCUUGGAAUUGGACAAUAAAAGGGUUUGAUUCUCCAAAUUGUAAAUUUAUUAUUGUUUUGGCAUAAACGUGCCUUUGAUGUACCAAAUACGCCCCCCCUUUGGAAUAUUGAAAAGCAUUUGCUCUGAAGUUUCCUUUGGAAUGA
Molecule: messenger RNA, 1397 nt
Organism: Cajanus cajan (pigeon pea)
Lineage: Eukaryota; Viridiplantae; Streptophyta; Magnoliopsida; Fabales; Fabaceae
Product: protein trichome birefringence-like 39
Cellular component (GO): Golgi apparatus
Molecular function (GO): O-acetyltransferase activity
Source: RefSeq, a predicted model, not a curated record